Salmo salar (Atlantic salmon) is the source of this 2313-nucleotide messenger RNA. Its product is annotated as gonadotropin-releasing hormone II receptor. The record is from RefSeq and is a predicted model, not a curated record. Gene Ontology annotation, biological process: G protein-coupled receptor signaling pathway; cellular response to hormone stimulus. Gene Ontology annotation, cellular component: plasma membrane. Lineage: Eukaryota; Metazoa; Chordata; Actinopteri; Salmoniformes; Salmonidae. Gene Ontology annotation, molecular function: G protein-coupled receptor activity; peptide binding; protein-hormone receptor activity.
AUGUCGGAUGACAGGAUGUUGGGCAACUGGUCUCUUUGUUCGGCGACGCCAAUGUUUCCAGCAGUGAACUCCUCUUUUAACUCCUCCCUCCCUCCGUCAUUCAUAGACUGGGAGGCUCCCACCUUCACCGCUGCUGCCCGUGUCCGUGUGGCAGCCACCAUGGUCCUCUUUGUGUUCGCUGCCUUCUCCAACCUCUCUGUGCUGAUCAGCGUGGCACGGGGCCGCGGGCGCCGCCUGGCCGCCCAUCUCCGGCCACUCAUUGCCAGCCUGGCCUCUGCAGACCUGGUGAUGACGUUCGUGGUGAUGCCGCUGGAUGCGGCGUGGAACGUCACCGUACAGUGGUACGCCGGUGAUGCCAUGUGCAAGCUGCUGUGCUUCCUCAAGCUGUUUGCCAUGCACUCGUCUGCCUUCAUCCUGGUGGUGGUCAGCCUGGAUCGCCACCAUGCUAUUCUGCACCCGCUGGAUGCACUGGACGCCGGACGCAGGAACAAGAGGAUGCUGCUGGUUGCUUGGGUCCUCAGCUUGCUCCUGGCCUCCCCACAGCUGUUCAUCUUUCGAGCAAUCAAAGCAGAGGGAGUGGAAUUCACUCAGUGUGUGACGCAUGGAAGCUUCCACCAUCGCUGGCAAGAGACGGCCUACAACAUGUUUCACUUUGUCACGCUUUAUGUGUUCCCCCUGUUAGUAAUGAGUUUCUGCUACACCCGCAUCCUCAUCGAGAUCAGCCGUCAGAUGCACAAAGGCAAAGGUGGGGCGCCAUGCCUGAGGCGAAGUGGCACAGACAUGAUCCCUAAGGCCCGAAUGAAGACCCUGAAGAUGACCAUCGUGAUCGUGGCGUCCUUCGUGAUCUGCUGGACGCCCUACUACCUCCUGGGUAUCUGGUACUGGUUCCAGCCGGCCAUGCUUCAGGAGACGCCCGAGUAUGUCCACCACGCCCUUUUCGUCUUCGGCAACCUCAACACAUGCUGCGACCCAGUGAUAUACGGCUUUUUCACGCCCUCCUUCCGGGCCGAUCUGGCUGAUGUGGUCCACUGCUGCUGCCGCUGCCGAUCACAGAACAUAUCCCCAAGGUCCCUGGACCGCCUGGCGUGUCGGAGGGGCAGGGCAAGCGGUGAGGCAGAGUCUGAUAAUCCCAGUGGCGACCAGCCAAAUGGAAACCUGGGGUAGAUAUCGGUGGGCCUCUUGUUUAACUGCACUGUAAAAAAAAAAAGAUUUGUUGAUUCAACCUACAAUUGUAAGACAACCAGCUGCACUAGGAUUGUGAGUUUGCUCAACAAAAUAGCAUUGAAGUUGAUUCAACCUACAAUUGUAAGACAACCAGCUGCAACAGGAUUGUGAGGUUGUUCAACAUUUGUUCACUUGACUUUGAAUUUUAUGUUGAGUGAACAUAUAAUUUAACUUGAGAAUAUAUUCUACCUUAUUUGCAUAUUUCCCAGAGAAAUGUUCAUAUUUCCCAGCCUUUCGAGUGAAUUGUAAUUACCACCCAUGACUGUAUUUGUUACCGACAGAAACAUGGUUGUUGUGUUCAAUGGUUUUCAGUACUGUAGCCUUCACCAAAUGAGUGUUUAAGUAAAUAUGUUAUCUUUAAAAUUCAACUCUUUAUGACAAUACAUUACACAAAUCAUAAGGCCUUUCUUUGAGGGCCUAGUUAAUUAAACCCUAACACAGUAGUGUGAAACUCCUAAUUUACAGGCCACAUCAAGGUUACAAGUCACAUUAUGCUGGUUUGCAAAGUGAUGUGUAAUCCCUAUUGGAAUCCAGCCAGAGUGAGGAUAUCCAACAACUGAAACUUUUAAUCACACACAACCUGCAUUCAGAAUGACUGCGGGGUAGGGAAGAUUGAUUAUUGAGACUACCUAAAUCAUAUAAACUAUCUCAGAAAAUUCCAACUAUUAACAGAUAGGAUAAGUUUAGGAAAAUAUGUGUGAUUUACGUUUGUGUAGCAUAAGACGAACCAACCAAUCAAAAGUACAUGCAAAAGCACAGUUAUUGAAACAAACAAUUCUGAAAAUGAACACGCAGGAGAGCAUGCUGGGAAAUAUGAUAAUAAUGGCAUCGGUUUGAGUUUCUCAACAAGCUUUUACAAAUUCAGCUGACUUCAAGCAGAGAUUGUUGAGUAAACACACUAAAACAUUAGCUCAAAUGAUUGUAUUUUUGAAGUCCACUCAACUAACAGAAUAAUUCUGAUUAAGCAAUUAGUUAAAUUGUAUUUUUUACAGUGUGUGGUAUAAAGAUUAUUUGACUCCCUGAACUCUUUAGUGCCCAGACCCAAAUUAAGGGUUCUAUUCAAUCUGUAUCGCUGAAGUUCAACAUGUC